Messenger RNA from Humulus lupulus (European hop), 582 nucleotides. RefSeq lists its product as uncharacterized. NCBI's taxonomy places the organism in Eukaryota, Viridiplantae, Streptophyta, Magnoliopsida, Rosales, Cannabaceae. The transcript has 3 exons. The record is from RefSeq and is a predicted model, not a curated record. The coding region runs from base 1 to 582 and encodes 193 amino acids. Gene Ontology annotation, molecular function: nucleic acid binding.
AUGGGCCCAUUUCCUCCAUCUUAUGGCAAUUUGUACAUCUUGGUAGUUGUGGAUUAUGUCUCAAAAUGGGUGGAAGCAAUUGCGUCUCCUACUAAUGAUUCUAAAGCUGUCAUGAAAUUCCUACAAAAGAAUGUUUUUACUUCUACUGCAUACCAUCCCCAAACUAAUGGGCAAGCCGAGUUGUCAAAUAGAGAGAUAAAAGGUGUCCUUGAAAAAGUGGUGAAUCCCAAUCGCAAGGAUUGGUCAAAGAGGUUAGAUGAUGCAUUGUGGGCCUAUAGAAAAAACUUCAAGACACCGUUGGGGAUGUCACCAUAUCGUUUGAUGUUUGGCAAAGCCUAUCAUCUACCGGUGGAGCUUGAGCAUCGUGCUUAUUGGGCUAUUCAAACACUCAACAUGGAUUUGCAACUUCUCAAGUCAAGGUGGUCUGGGCAAUUUGCUAUUAAUAAGGUCUAUCCUUAUGGGGCUGUGGAGUUUAGAGGAAAUGAAGGAGGUGAAUUCAAGGUCAAUGGGCAGAGGUUGAAACACUAUUGGGGUGGUGAGGUUGAGCGAAACAAGACCUCACUUACCUUACUUGAUCCUUGA